Messenger RNA from Raphanus sativus (radish), 2256 nucleotides. RefSeq lists its product as uncharacterized. The transcript has 10 exons. Gene Ontology annotation, cellular component: Golgi apparatus; endoplasmic reticulum. NCBI's taxonomy places the organism in Eukaryota, Viridiplantae, Streptophyta, Magnoliopsida, Brassicales, Brassicaceae. The record is from RefSeq and is a predicted model, not a curated record. The coding region runs from base 113 to 1933 and encodes 606 amino acids.
CCUCUGGUCAAUCCCGUCGUCUACUCUUUCUCUCUUGUUUCUCUUUCUUCUCGCCAGAAGAGAAUUUUCGUUAAAAAAAAGAAAACCAAAAACUUUUUCGAAAAAGCUCAAAAUGGAUCAGAUCGAGUCCGUCGUGGAGUACAAUGGCUUCGAAACCACCAACGGAAACUCCCACGCCGACCACGGGUGGAAGAAAGUCGUCUACCCGAAACGCAACCGGAAGCAGAAACCGUCGGAUCAGACGGCGGCGGCGACGAACGGAGCCCACGCAUUAUCAUCCAACGGAGACAACGUCUUCCGCUCCCUCGAGGAGCAAACCGAAGAUCGCCGUCGACGGAUCCUCGCCGCGAGGAAGGCCGCCGACGCCUCGGAAGACUCCGAUCUGGCGAGAUCCAAACGCCGAUCCGACGGGUACGGUUUCGACGAGGGGUACGGUUUCGACGAGAGCGACGGUGAGAUCGAUAAGGAGAAUGCGAAGGUGGUGGUGGAGAAGGUGAAGAAGGUGAAGAAGGAGAAGAAGCCUAAGGUGACUUUAGCUGAAGCUGCUGGGAAGAUUGACGCGUCGAAUCUCGAAGCUUUCCUCGUCGAAGCUUCGGAAUCGUAUGGGAGUCAGCCGGAGAUUCAGAUGAUGAGAUUUGCUGAUUACUUUGGGAGAGCUCUCUCUGGAGUCUCUUCAUCUCAUUUCCCUUGGGUCAAGACCUUCAAGGAGUCUCCUUUGUCUAAGCUCAUCGAUAUGCCUCUGUCUCAUAUCCCUGAAGCUGUUAAUAAGACAUCAGGGGAUUGGAUCAACCAACGGCCUAUUCAGGCACUUGGAACGUUUGUAUUGUGGGCAUUGGAUUGCAUUCUUGCUGACUUGGCUGUACAGCAAGGAGGCGCCAAGGGUGGUAAGAAGGGCGGCGCACAACAUGCUACUUCAAAGUCUCAGGUUGCGAUAUUUGUGACGGUGGCAAUGGUAUUGCGCAGGAAGCCUGAUGCUCUAGCUAAUGUAUUGCCAAUUUUGAGGGAGAAUCCCAAGUAUCAAGGACAUGAUAAGCUUCCAGUUACAGUUUGGAUGAUGGCUCAGGCCUCUCAAGGUGAUCUAUCAGUAGGCUUGCUCUCGUGGGCGCACAACCUGUUACCGGUUGUUAAUAGCAAGAGUUGCAACCCUCAGUCAAGAGAUCUCAUCCUUCAGUUGGUUGAGAGGAUCUUGUCCAACCCGAAGGCCAGGACCAUUCUUGUAAGUGGGGCUGUUAGGAAGGGAGAGAGAUUGAUUCCUCCUCCUUCGUUUGAGAUCUUAAUGAGACUUACUUUCCCUGCAUCAUCCGCAAGAGUGAAGGCUACAGAGAGGUUUGAGGCAAUAUAUCCCUUGUUGAAAGAUGUGUCUCUCGCUGGUGCAGCUGGGAGUAAGGCAAUGAAGCAAACCACUCAGCAAAUAUUCACUUUUGCUCUGAAAGCAGCUGGGGAAGGGAAUCCCGUAUUAGCCAAGGAAGCGGCUGCAGUCGCUAUCUGGGCCAUAACCCAAAACGUUGAUUGCUGCAAGCACUGGGAGAAUCUCUAUAACGAGAAUCUGGAAGCAAGUGUUACUGUUCUCAAAAAGUUCAUAGACGAGUGGAAGGAGCGUUCUGUCAAGCUGACUCCUAGUGAAACCCUCACUCUGAACAGAACAAUGAAGAGCCUGAGGCUAAAGAACGAGGAAGCUCUUGCUGAAGGAGGAGCCAGUGGUGCAAGCCAGUCACUUUACAAAGAUGCAGACAAAUGCUGCAAGGUGAUCUCCGGGAAACUAUCCAGUGGGAGUGGCUACUUCAAAGGUAUAGCUAUCGCUGCAAUUCUGGCAGCUGCAGGUGCUGCUGCUCUGUCUGCCAACCCGGAUGCUAUAGACGAGCUGAAGAGCCAGGUGGAAUCGUUGGAUCUCAGCAAAUUGACUGAGUCAGUAAUGACAGCUUUUAAGAACUAAAGAUGAAAACACAGUUGGGGGGUGGGGGCGAUGAGCAAGAGAAAGUAAGUCUCUCUCCUUAUCGUUGUGGGUGUAGAGAAAUGUUUGAAAAGCUCUUGUCUUUUUUAUGCUCUCUGAUGACAAAGUUUCUGAAACCUGACCAGAAGAAUUAUUAGUGGGAGGUUAGGGUGAUGAGUUGUAGAAGUGGGGGGAGUUUGUUCAAACAAGUUGUAGAAGGUGUUGAGAAUGUUGUUUCUAACUUGAGAUAAUUGCUGUUUUUAUGUUCUUUUGUUUUUUUUUUCUUUUCCAGAAACAAUAAAAGUUAUAUUUGAGUUUUGCUCUUA